ACCGAAUACCCCUCUUUGAAAUUGUCUGCGUCAUUUGACGACGAAAUCCGCUUGAAUACGAGAUUUCAUCUUAGGCCGCAAAUGGACAAACCUUUAUCUCAACCAAUUUUUUUCUAUUCUGAUGACUGCUGAGACAUUGAAGCCUGACUGACCUAAAUUAACGCAUGUUGCAGGGAGCUGAUAAUAUAACCAGUGCUGGACCUGGGAGACUGACGAAAAAGCAGCAAGCAAAUUUCUUGGUUAAAAAGUCAUAGACCUUUUCUUAGUAACGAUCCGGUAUUUCUUCAUGGCCACCGCUGCAGCACCUUCGUUUCAUUCGUCAAAAGAGACAACCAAUUACGCCCGGCUGUGCAGGCUUCUGGUGGAUGUCGGAUCAGAUGUCCUGAGAGAAGCAUUUGAAAAGAAGCGUCCAACCGGUAACCUAGACACAGUUUUGUCCAGUCCUCCAGUCCAUACAGUGCUACAAUCACUGAAAAAGAAAGUGUUAAAUCCCCUACAAUGGGGCAAACUGUAUCCUGCUGUCAGAUCCUCAGUUUCAUCGAAGAAUUUCGAUAUAACUCUUCUUAUGGUCUUGCUGAGGAACAUUUGUGGUCUUGCUCCUCCAGCGACAGGCUGGGAUACACUUCCUCCUGCCACAGACACAACCUUCGAGGCAGAUAUCGUUCGUAUCAAGUGCUACAGAAACACAGUUUAUGGUCAUGUCAGCAACUCCUCAGUUGAUGACCCAACAUUCAAUCAAUACUGGCAGGACAUCCAAGAUUCAUUGGUGAGACUAGGAGGAACUGGUUAUCGAAGUGCUAUUGAUGAUCUGAAGAAGGAAUGCAUGGACCCUGAUUUCGAAGAACACUACAAAGAGCUUCUUAAACAGUGCAUCAUGGAUGAAGUCAGCAUCAAAGAAAAAUUGGAUGAAAUUGGUAAAAGCCUGCAUGAAAUGACAGAGCAGUUUGGUAAAAGCAUGGAUGAAUUAAAGGAAGCAAUCGUUAACCCUAUAAAGAAAGCAGAAGACAAAGCUGUAGCAGAAUACUCCGAUGCGUUAAAAGAAUCAAUAAGAAGCCAAACCGAGUACCUCGCUAAUGCCUCACCGGCCAUGUCCAAUGUGAGAACAGAUCACAUAUUCACCAACAUCCUCAUGCAACAUGGAAGAAAACCAGUCGAGGAUCUUGAUGUGAAAAGAAAAGAACGCCUUCGCCAGUAUGGUCAAAUUGGUGGAAAGCAAAUUAAAAGCUCUCAAGAAAUUUUCAUCCCAACUGACGGAAAACAUCCUGAAUCUGUUCUUGUCACUGGAAAGGCAGGCAUUGGUAAAACACUGUUUUGUCAAAAGGUGAUCAGAGAUUGGGCUGACAACAAAUUGUUUCGAUCCGGAGCAAAUGCAGAAGUACCUGAUUUUAAGUUCGCAUACUUACUUACGUUCCGUCAGCUUAAUCUACUUGGGGACGACCCUGUUACCUUGGAGGAUAUCCUAAACCGAUCCUCAGUGCUAGACGACCACUCAAACAUCGACGACUCUAUAUUUGAGUACAUUGUUCAUCAUUCCGAAGAAGUUUUGAUUAUAAUCGACGGGUAUGACGAGUGUUCACAACAAGAGUACAUUGCUAGUGAUUCAGAUGAAAAGUACCCAAAUAACGCCAAAAAGAAAAUGCCAGUAGCAGCACUGUGUGCCAAGCUUAUCAAAGGAAAAAUACUGAGAGGUUCAGUCGUCAUGAUCACGUCAAGACCCGAUGAAUCUGACAAAAUAAAAGCCAAAGACAUCUAUUUUGAUAGAUACGUUGAAAUUACAGGAUUUUCCGAGCCACAAGUAAAAGAAUACAUUGCAAAGUAUUUUAAAAACAACGACCGAAUGAAAAAUAUUGUAAUUGACCACAUUACAAAGAAUGUCAAUCUUAUCAGCUUUGCCCACAUUCCUGUGCUCUGUUUUCUUAUGUGCUCCUACUUUGAAUAUACUCUACAGCAAUCAAAGAAGAAUAAUCCUCUCCCGGUGAAAACAAGUGACCUUUAUGAUGAAGUGGUCAACAUGUUCGUGCAAAAGCACGAUAAAAAGAAAAGAGCCUCUCUCGAAGAGACUCUGGAUGAAUUAUCAGAGCUGGCUGCUCAACUUCUUCUGGAGAGGAGGUUUCUUUUCCUUAAAGAGGAUUUGAAAACUCUUGACUUACACGAGUUUGAAAGGCUGUGUGGAAGCGGUCUUCUUCAUUGCGGUCCUCCUUUCAGAAAAUCUUUUUCUACGACGACUAAACAUUUUUUUUUUACACACUUGACUGUCCAAGAGUACUUAGCGGCUCGUUGCUUUGUAAAGACAAGAACAAUCCCCCCCAGACAUGUGUCUACAGAAGUAGUUCUAUUUAUGUCGGGUAUUUUGUCCAAGCAAAAAGACAACGAAUUUGUGGAAAAGUUGAUUAUCAACAAAUUUCUCAGCGACGACCUAUCAGCAGAUGAAUGCACAAGGGGGCUUUUAAUUUCUAAAUGUCUCCUACAAUACGAAGACAUCGAGUUUGCUAAGGGAAUAGUAAGGAGAUUUCACGACAUAUUCUGCAUACGUAAUGGACGUUUUGAUCUUUCUCGCGUCGGGAUGGCGUAUGUGGACUGCCCUGUUGUGUCUUUUACAUUAAAUGUUUUUGGUGCGCUCAAUGCAGAGGAGGAAUCUGAAUGGAAUAGAAUCACCACGCUUGAACUGAGUGGUGGGGAGGUUACCGAUGCCGGUAUUGCCAGUCUAUGUCAAGAAUUACAGGCACCAACAUGUAAAGUCACCGAACUUCAUCUGGGUCAUAAUCAGAUCACCGAUGCCGGUGUUGUCAGUCUUUGUCAAGCAUUACAGGCACCAACAUGUAAAGUCACCGAACUUGAUCUGGUUGGUAAUCAGAUCACCGAUGCCGGUGUUGCUAGUCUAUGUCAAGCAUUACAGACACCAACAUGUAAAGUCACCGCACUUAAUCUGCGUGGUAAUCAGAUCACCGAUGCCGGUGUUGUCAGUCUCUGUGAAGCAUUACAAAUACCAACAUGGAAAGUAUGGGGAGCCAUUUGUGCCAAAAUUAUCACUCGUUAGUGAUGAAACUCAAUCGUUAGAGCUAUCAACAAAUCGUGUUUUAAAAUCAAUUUAGUCUCCGCUCUAAAAAAUGUUCAAUCAUUAGCCCUAAGCCUCAAUCGCUUGUGUUGUUCCACCAAUCGCCGUUGUAAGACUCCAAUUAAAAGCGCCAGUUGUAAAUCGCUGGUGUUCUGAGACAGAUCGAUAGCGCUUAAUAUCAAUUAUAGGUUUUAAUGUCAGUCGAUAGUGUUAAACGAGUAUGGCUUGUGUUAUUUGUAAAAUACAGAAAUUGUAACGAUGCCAAUCGUCAGUGCUGCCACCAAUCGUUUGUGAUAAGUACAAAUCGCUACCGCAAAACAUCAAUCUUUAGUGCUAGUAUCGACUUAUUAUCGAUUCUAACUUGAACCAGCUUGUUUAGCAAAGAUGAACCAAUCAAAUCUUGCUUACUUUCUUGCAAUCUGAUAAGGGACAUUAAAAUCCAAAAACAUAUUUUAAAUAGUUCUUUUUUCAUACUUAUAAAUGCCAGGCUAUGUCAAGCAUUGCAGACACCAACAUGUACAGUCACCGCACUUAAUCUGCGUAUAGUAUCAGAUCAUCGAUUCCGGUGUUGUCAGUCUAUGUUAAACAUUACGGACACCAAU
This is a messenger RNA of Pocillopora verrucosa, 3657 nucleotides long. NCBI's taxonomy places the organism in Eukaryota, Metazoa, Cnidaria, Anthozoa, Scleractinia, Pocilloporidae. The record is from RefSeq and is a predicted model, not a curated record.